AUGAUUCACUCUUUAAAACAUGAAGAUGGUGGCCGAGGUGGUAUAAUCUUGAAGCUUGAUUUCUCCAAAGCGUAUGAUUGUGUCCGUUGGGAAUUCUUGAUUAUGGUGUUAGAGCGAAUCUUGAACUUGAAGCGAAUUCUUAGAUGUUUUGAGGUGUGCUCGGGUCUCAGUAUAAAUUUCAGCAAGUCUUGUUUGGUUGGCAUAAAUGUGGAUGAGGAACUCAUUAAUCGACUAGCGAUAGUUUGUGGCUGUAAAAUUGGUUCGUUGCCUUUCAAUUACUUGGGCAUACCGUUAGGGGCUGAUCCGAGAAGAUUAUCAACGUGGGAUCCCUUGGUGGCAAGAUUCAGGAGUAAACUUUCGGGGUGGAAAUGCCGAUUGCUCUCCUUUGCAGGAAGAGUUAUUUUGGUAUACUCUGUUUUAUUGGCACUUCCGUUAUGCUUCAUGUCGAUUUUCCACAUCCCAAAGUCAAUCUUGUUCAGACUCGACAAGUGGGUAGCAGUAUCGGAAAGAUCGAGGAACUGCUCGAUGAUAAGGAAAGGGAUUGUUAAAAACCUUUUGGAUGUAGAGGUUGAGAAGUGGAUGAGCAGGGGAGCGUUUCGUUGGAAAUUGGGUGAUGGUAGUUCAAUUUUCUUUUGGGAAGACGCUUGGUGUGGGGAAAAUCCAUCAUCUGUAAUUUUUCCAAGACUAUACAGAUUAGCAAGUGGUUUUGAAGUGGGUCGAAAAUAUUUCUUCGCGACCAUGGAGAUGGUGGGACUGUUUCGAGGAGAUUGA
Hibiscus syriacus is the source of this 771-nucleotide messenger RNA. RefSeq lists its product as uncharacterized. The record is from RefSeq and is a predicted model, not a curated record. NCBI's taxonomy places the organism in Eukaryota, Viridiplantae, Streptophyta, Magnoliopsida, Malvales, Malvaceae. The transcript has 2 exons. Bases 1 to 771 code for a protein of 256 amino acids.